Molecule: messenger RNA, 5357 nt
Organism: Trichosurus vulpecula (common brushtail)
Lineage: Eukaryota; Metazoa; Chordata; Mammalia; Diprotodontia; Phalangeridae
Gene: NRIP1
Product: nuclear receptor interacting protein 1
Exons: 4
Coding region: 1145-4633 (1162 amino acids)
Biological process (GO): regulation of transcription by RNA polymerase II
Cellular component (GO): nucleus
Molecular function (GO): transcription coregulator activity; signaling receptor binding
Source: RefSeq, a predicted model, not a curated record
GAGGCUUUGAAAGUCAGCCUCGCAGACAUUGCAGCAGAGCCCCGAACUAGCGAGAGGGCUGGCCCGGAGGGGACCGGGAGGCGGAGGUUACGAGUAGGCGGCGGCGGCGGCGGCCGGAGCAGCUUCCUCCCUCCCCAGCUUUGUGUGUCGGGGGAAAGCGAGGCCGGCCGGAAGCGGGCACAGCUGCGGCUGCUCCCACAACUUGCCUCUAGGAGCGGGGUCGGCGGUCCCUGAGCCUUUCCGCUCGCCUUUCCCGGGCCACAAACGUGCAGGGGAUAUUUCCACGGAACCGUCACCGCCCAAAUGGUGUGGGUUGUUUUUGUUUGCUUCUCUUCCAUCUCCACAGUUUAAAAUGCUGUCGGGCUUUUUUAUUUUUUUUUAAUCUCCUGAGCGGAAGAACCUGAGGGAUUGUUGAGGCGACGGGAAGAAAGGGUGGGGGGGGGGGGGAGGAGGAGCAGGGGUGCCGCCGGGGCUACGUCUGAAUUGGUGUUUAAGUGACACGGCCGAGCGGGCACGGACCGGGCCAAGUGCCCCCGGGCCCCGGGGCUCUUGGAGCAGCGGCGAGCCCACCUCCGGCACGGGCUCGGACUGCGCCUCUGGAACGGGAGCGGGAGUCGGCGGCCCGAGACCCUGGCUGGGGAACUGUUGGGAUUGGAAAGAUUGACCCACAGAUGUGUUUACCUGUUGCCUGUAACUCUAAUUGAUACAUGGUUUUCAGCAUCCAUUCUUUCAGCUACUGGGAGAAAAUCAGAAGGCUUUUAGAAAAUUGUGAGCACUUAGAAGAAAGAAUACCUUGCCAGCAAGAACCCUGAGACGUGAUGAGGGAACAACAAUAUCUGCUUACUGAAUGAAGAUUUCAACUUCUUGCUACUGUGGACCCAUUUAUUAAGGAAUCUGUCUGCCUUUCCUUACUUAAAGUUUUCUCACCUUCAUAGACUGGGUCAUCUUGAAGUUUUCCUGAUUCCUUCUUUCAUAGAAGAAUUUAUGAAGGAUUUCUGGUCAGAAUGUAACAGUUGAUCAAUGUCUGAUUGCUAAGCAAGACAAAAGACUAUUAUUCCCUUUCUAAAGUUAUAUCUUAUUCACCUCUAAAAACAGUGUUUAACGUAAGUAGAAACCAAGUCCUUCUUGAAUACUUUUAUUGAACAUGACUCAUGGAGAAGAGCUUGGCUCUGAUAUGCACCAGGAUCCUAUUGUUUUAACUUACCUAGAAGGAUUACUAAUGCAUCAGGCAGCAGCAAGGUCAGCUACUGUAGUUGACAAAAAGUCUACUGGGCAUAGCGGAGAGGAUCAAAACUUCAAGAUUUCUGGAAAUAUAUUUCCCACCUGUCAAAAUAAUGGUCCAACUCUCAAUACAAAUACUUAUCAGGGAUCUGGCAUGCUGCAUCUCAAAAAAGCAAGAUUAUUACAGUCUUCUGAGGACUGGAAUGCAGCAAAGAGAAGGCGGUUGUCUGAUUCAAUUGUGGAUUUAAAUGUAAAACAGGAGGCUUUGCUAGCUGGCAUGGUUGAAAAUGUGCCUAAAGGCAAACAGGAUAGCACAUUACUUGCCUCUUUGCUUCAAUCCUUCAGCUCUAGGCUGCAAAGUGUUGCUCUGUCACAACAGAUUAGGCAGAGCCUCAAGGAGCAAGGAUAUUCCCUUAGCCAUGAUUCUUUAAAAGUGGAGAAAGAUUUAAGGUGCUAUGGUGUUGCAUCAAGUCACUUAAAAACUCUUUUGAAGAAAAGUAAAUGUAAAGAUCAAAAGCCUGAUGCUAAUCUAUCUGAUGUAACUAAAAAUCUAAUCAAAGAUGGAUUUAUAGAGUUACCCCACACUGGACAGAGCGGAGCAAAGGUAAUUAAUGAACCCUUGUCAUGUGCUGCGAGACUCCAGGCUGUUGCAAGCAUGGUAGAAAAAAGGUCUAGUCCUGCUACUUCACCUAAGCCUAGUGUUGCUUGUAGCCAGUUAGCAUUACUCCUUUCCAGUGAAGCGCAUUUGCAGCAGUAUUCUCGGGAACAUGCUUUAAAAGCACAGAAUGCAAAUCAGGUGGCAAGUGAAAGGCUUGCUGCUAUGGCUAGACUACAAGAAAGUGGCCAGAAGGACCCUGUUCAUUUUCCAUUGUCAAAAGGAUUGUCGAGCCAUCUUAAUGGUCAAGCAAGAUCAUCAUCAAAUAAGCCAGUAGCUGACAAAAACAUUACAGCUUUCCAAAGUCCAAUGGGAAUCCUUCCUUCUCCUCCCAGAAAUGCAGAAUAUAAGAGCAUACUGGAGAGAAACAAUUUAAAACCAGCUGCCAAUAAUAGUUUGCUUUUACAUCUUCUUAAAAGCCAGAAUAUCGCUAAACCAACUAGUGGCCAUGAUCAGAAGGAGAGAGUUAGCAUUUUUGAGGAUAGCAGCACACCCACAACUAUUGAUGAAUAUUCAGACAACAACCCUAGUUUUACAGAAGAUGACAGCAGUGGUGAUGAAAGUUCUCACUCUAACUGUGUCCCCAUAGAUUUAUCUUUCAAACAUCGAAUUGAAAAACCGGAGUCUAGCCAGCCUGCCUCUCUAGAUAAUCUUACUCAAUCCUUGCUAAACACCUGGGACCCAAAAGUUCCAGGUCUCAGUAUCAAAGAAGACAGGGACACCUCCAAAAAUUCUAAAUUGAAUCCUCACCAAAAAGUAACGCUUCUUCAGCUGUUACUUGGACAUAAGAAUGAAGAAAACCUAGAAAAAACAACUGGUUCUCAGGGAUCACAUAGUAAUGUGACAAAAGUCAGUGCACAAAAUAGUAAGAGGACUCCUGUAAUAGAAAGCCCCAGCAUGAAUCGAGCUACUCCAGUGAGCACUCCACCAUUGCUUGCAUCUGCAAAAGCAGAUUCACCUAUAAAUCUUUCUCAACAGUCUCUGGUCAAACACAGUUCACCCCAGUAUGUUUGUAACGUUCAACCCAAAAGACUGAUGAAUCCAGCAUCUAAACACUUGAUAGACCUUACCAAAAGUAAAGAACUGCAAGGAACAAAUAAACCAAACCAAAGUGACAGUGCACAAAAUUCUACAACUUUCAGUGCCAGCAAACUGUUACAGAAUUUAGCGCAAUGUGGAUUGCAGUCUUCUGUGUCAAUGGAAGAUCAGAGAGCAAGCAAACAUCUGUUAAAUGUAAACAUAGAUAAACCUGUAGGUUUGAUUGAUAGACUAAGUAGUCCUCUACUCACAAAUAAACCAAAUAUACUUGAAGAAAAUAAUAAAGCAUUCAGUAGUCAGUCAACAGUCCCUGAACCAGGACUGUCUGGUUCUGAAAUAGAAAAUUUGCUUGAAAGACGGACAGUUCUGCAAUUACUACUGGGAAACCCAAACAAAAGUAAAAAUGAAAAGAAGGAACGAGUUUCUUUGAGAGAUGAAAGUUCCCAAGACCAUACAGAUAAAGCUUUAAGUGAGCAAAUAUUAACAGUAAAAAUAAAAUCUGAACCUUGUGACGAUUCACAUAUCUUCCAUAAUGUGAAUGAACAUCAGAGCCAAGAUACGAUAACUAAUAAAUUCAUAAGUGUGGUUCCUACUCUGCAGAGAAGUGCAGCUGCUUCACCAGCAUCUGAGGACUUCAAAUCAGAGCCUCUUUCACCUCAGGACUUUUCUUUUUCUAAGAAUGGCCUGUUAAGUCGAUUAUUGCGACAGAAUCAAGAGGUUUACCCUGCAGAUGAUCUGGACAGAAGUCACAGGAACAGUGAACUGACUCUUUUAGAGUCAAAGAGUCUUUACACAGUUCCUAAGAAAAGGAAACUUCAUAUUGAGCCUUCAGAAAGUCCAUUUAAAAAAAAGAUGAAAAGUCAUAUUUCUGAUGGUGCAAAUACUCAUAGUCCUUCUAUAGAAUUGUAUGGGCCUUUGCUUAACAAACAAGAAAUGAAAUGUAACAGAAAUGAUCUUGAAUUUAAAUAUCCAUCAUGUCAUGGUUCAAAUAAUGAACAUGAAAAUAGGAGUUGGUCUAGAGAUAGUAAAGGCUUUAAUGUAUUGAAACAGCUGCUUCUCUCUGAAAAUUGUGUGAGAGAUUUGUCGCAGCAUAGGAAUAACACUAUCACUGAUGUUAAGAAGAAAGGCAACAAAAGUAAUGUAAUGAAUAGCAAAUCUGAAUUUAGCAUUUCUUCUUUAAAUGGAGUCAUGAAUCAUUCUAGUCAGCGGGGUAAUUGUAUGGAUAAUGGGACAUUUGCAUGCCCAGUAGCAGUAAGGAGCCCUGCCAGUUCUCCCUACCAGUGUUCUCCAGAGCACUUGGGCAGUGCAGUGUCUAGACCAGAAUCUGGGCAGUUAAGUGUGUGUCCCAUUCCCAGUGAAAAGGGUCCCAUUAAGUGGGUUAUUACAGGUAUGGAUAAGAAUGAAUAUGAAAAAGACUCACCAAGACUGACUAAAACCAACCCAAUUCUGUAUUACAUGCUACAGAAAGGAGGUAAUUCUGUUAGCAACCAAGAAGCACAUGACAAGGACAUUUGGAAUGAGUCAUUUGCAAAAAAUGCUACACAGGUUACAGUCAAGGAAGAAUUGCUUCCUGCUGCAGAGACUAAAGUUUCUUUCUUUAAUUUAAGAAGCCCUUACAAUAGCCAUAUGGGAAAUGCAGCUUCCCACCCACAUAACACAAAUGGAGAAGUUUAUGGACUCCUGGAAAAAGUACUAACUAUAAAAAAAGAGUCUGACUGAAAUCUAUCUGCCAUCAAGAUUUGAGUCUGUAUAACUAAUAUGAACUUGAAUACUUUAUAAAUAAGAGCAUGAUUUGAAAAUAGCAUGUUCUAAUUGAAUUUAUUUUUCUUCAUUUGGAAAAUUAUUGGUUACUGGUGAUGUUUAAAAUAGGCAUAGCUCCCUUUUGCUUUACAUUAGCUAUCACAGGGAAACUACUGAACAAGCAGUUGGUUGUAUAACACUUCUGUAUACAUCUGAGAGCACCUGUGAGUAGUUUGUGAAUGAAAUUUUCUUUUCAACUACCAGUGAUUUAAAUACACAUAAAUUAAAAUGUAAAUCUGAAUCCAUGGUAACCGUAAUUCAUUUUUUUCCAGUUUGUGUACUCUGGUACUGAAUCUCACUUUGGGGAAGCAUAAACAGCUAGCAUUUCAUACAUCUAUCUAUAUAUAUACAUAUAUACACACACACACAAACUAUAUAUGUGUGUUUUUUAAAGGCUUACUUUUAAAAAAGUAAUUGUUCAAUGGAGAAACAUAGUGCCUGCUUAUUUCUUAUUAUUCAAUCCAAAAAAAGAAACUUGAGAGAUCUGUUGAAAGUUUUCAGUUCCUCCCCCCCCCCAAAAAAAAUCUUUUUAUAGCUUUUUGUUGACUCUUCCUAAUCCAUUUUCCCCCAAUUUAUUCUCCCCUAUAGCAUCACCAUGCUUCCCUUUGUUAUAAAUUUUCUUUUAAAUUCUUAGUACUGUUUA